Pseudophryne corroboree (corroboree frog) is the source of this 4213-nucleotide messenger RNA. It is a transcript of the gene ZRANB3, whose product is annotated as zinc finger RANBP2-type containing 3. Bases 622 to 4107 code for a protein of 1161 amino acids. Lineage: Eukaryota; Metazoa; Chordata; Amphibia; Anura; Myobatrachidae. The transcript has 24 exons. Gene Ontology annotation, biological process: replication fork processing; DNA repair. The record is from RefSeq and is a predicted model, not a curated record. Gene Ontology annotation, molecular function: ATP-dependent chromatin remodeler activity; zinc ion binding; nucleic acid binding.
UUAUGUGUGAGAGGAGACACGCUGUGGAGAGUGGAGCUGCCACUGAGGAGACCGCUGUUAUGACAGACGCUGUGGAGAGCGGAGCUGCUGCUGAGGAGACCGCUGUGUGGAGACAUGCUGUGGAGAGCAGAGAUGCUGCUGAGGAGACGUACAGGUGUCCCCUUUGACCCCCCUGUCUCCGGCCCUGGGGUAGUGAGCACUUUUGGGUGAACAGGGGAUGCAAAUUGGCCGGGUGAAGGGAGCGAAUUGGGCUUUUGUUGUUGGCAUUUACACACAGCGGCAACAGCAAUUUGCCCCCUUUGCAGGCAAUUGAGUUCCCCUCUUAAAGUCUCCAGCAGUUACAUGGACUUUGAAAGAAAAGGUUAUUAGACUUUGAAGGAAAUUAAAGAAGAAUGUACUUGAGAUUUUCUUCCGAGUUUGGCCCCUGUUGUUUAAAAUAUGGCCAUUUGGUUUUUCUUGUUUGCUUUUUGAAGCGCUGUUGUUUAUUUUUCAAUUUACUUGUUGGAGGGUUUUUAAAAAAAUUUACAUUCUAUCAGCUACUUUGACUCCAUGAGAGGCAUCUCCUUUGUGCCCACACUUACCUGUCCCUGGCUCCUGUGAUCCAUCCUUCCCUGCAGCGAGAUGGCCUUUCCACUUCUUUCCUGGCAGAAGGAGGUUGAUGCUGAGGGAUCCCUUCAGUCUCCUUUCCGGAACACUGAUUUGGACUUUUCUUUGAUCCUUUCAACACAACCAAAUCAACUUUCUUAUCAAACGGAACAGAAGGAGAACUACAUGGCUAAUUCAAACUUAAAAAUGGACUCCCCACCAGACGUGCCCCAUGAACUAUCGUACCUUCCUGAAAAACUGAGGCAGAGGCUGUUGCCCUUUCAGAGGGACGGAGUUAUGUUUGCGCUGCAGAGAGAUGGAAGGUGUAUGAUUGCUGAUGAGAUGGGCCUCGGGAAAACGAUACAAGCGAUUGCAGUGGCUUAUUUCUACCGUGAUGAGUGGCCUCUUUUGAUUGUUGUUCCCUCCUCACUGAAGUACCCAUGGAUUGAGGAAAUGGAGAAGUGGAUUCCAGGACUAGGACCUGAGGACAUAACAGUCAUUGAGAACAAGACAGACGUUGGGAGAAUUUCAGCUUGUAAAGUGACAGUUUUGGGGUAUGGCCUGUUAACUUCGGAUGCCAAGACGCUGAUGAAUGCUCUGUACAAACAGCACUUCAGAGUGGUUUUAGUAGACGAGUCUCACUACAUGAAAUCUAGAAACGCUUCCCGGAGCCAACUUCUGCUGCCAAUCGUUCAGAAAGCGACAAGAGCCCUUCUACUCACCGGGACACCGGCUCUUGGAAGACCCGAGGAGCUUUACAUGCAGAUCGAUGCUCUGUUCCCCAGGCGAUUUGGAACUUGGACAGAAUAUGCCAAGAAAUACUGUAAUGCACAUGUCAGGUACUUUGGCAAAAGAACUCAGUGGGAUUACAGAGGAGCCUCUAAUUUAGAUGAUUUACACCAGCGAUUAAGCAGCAUCAUGAUCAGACGAUUAAAGAAUGAGGUUUUAACUGAACUUCCACCUAAAAUCAGACAGCGUAUCCCAUUUGAUCUGCCGAAAGAUGUGGCUAAGGAAAUGAAUGCCAGCUUUGAAGAGUGGGAAAAAUUGAUGAGAUAUCCAGAUUCCUUGACUUCGGAUUCCAGCAGUCCAUUUAUUCAGGUCAUGGGACAGAUCACUCGCAUGUAUAAGCAAACUGCCCUGGCUAAGGCUGGAGCUGUGAAAGACUACAUUAAAAUGAUGUUAGAAAAUGACAAGCUGAAGUUCUUGGUGUUCGCACACCACCUUUCUAUGCUACAGGCAUGUACAGAGGCUGCCAUUGAAAGCAAGGCCCGUUACAUCCGGAUAGACGGUAGCGUUCCAUCUGCAGAGCGAAUUCACCUUGUCCAUCAGUUUCAGAGUGACCCUGACACCCGUGUGGCUGUUCUUAGCAUCCAGGCUGCUGGCCAGGGGCUGACACUCACAGCUGCCACACAUGUUGUGUUUGCUGAGCUGUACUGGGACCCCGGACAUAUAAAGCAAGCAGAGGAUCGAGCCCAUCGUAUUGGACAAAGCAGUUCUGUGCACAUUCAUUACCUGAUCGCCAAAGGCACCCUGGAUACGCUGAUGUGGGGGAUGCUGAACAGAAAGGCUAAUGUAACAGGUAGCACGCUCAACGGCAAGAAGGAAAAAAUCCAGGCUGAAGAAGAUGAUAAGGAAAAAUGGGAUUUCUUGAGCUUUGCUGAAUCUUGGACCCCUAAUGAAGAUCUCGAUGACAUGAAAGACCAACUGCUAUUCACUCAUUUUGAGAAGGACAAGCAGCAUGACAUCCGGUCCUUCUUCUUAGCCAAACCUGAUGCAGAGAAAAAGCGCAAAAGAAUGGAUGGAGAACCAGAGCCUGCGUAUCUAAGCGGGGGACAGGAAGAUGACUCUGCACAGGAGGUGUUCGCUACAGAAACCAAAGUAUCAGUGGACAGCAGUGACGUUGUAGAUGUUGAUGCACUUUUUCCAGAUGAUGACUUUGAACAACAAGCCAAACGAUUUUGCCUUUCAGGCACCCAGACCCCUAAAUCUUCCCCCAAAAGCACCAGCAGUAAAAGAAAGUCUUGGAGUGGCAAAUCCUCUUCCUUAACCUCCUCGCCAAAUACUCGUGGUUUCUCCGAAGGCACCCUGCUUACACCUCCAAGGCCUCCACUGUCUGAGAAGUGCUGGAACUGCCCGGCUUGUACUUACAGCAAUAAUUCUUUGUUGCCUUACUGCGAAAUCUGUGAGAGUCCAAGGAACAGAAAAAGUUCUGUGAAACAGACCCCAGCAGCGAGCGUAUCCUGCAUUCAGGAAGAGAAAGAAAAUCAAAGUCAGAGUGAUGGGGAUAAUGAGCUUGUCGACUGCACUCAGCAGGCGGUGCCCCCUGCUCCUCAGAGUGACUUACAGGGGGAUCAUAUACUAAGCAUCCAAAACAACAACUCAGAAGCCCACCCCAGGGAGACAUCAGCAGCCACUGAACCAGAGCUUUGUCACAAUUCCACUUGUUUUCCAGUGUAUGAUGGAUUAAUGUUCUGUGCCAGCAGGCAUACGGAUCGCAUCUAUUUAUAUAGCAAGGAUGGAGAACCAUUGAACUAUAAUUUCAUUCCUUUGGAUAUUAAAUUGGAAAACUGGGAUGAUUUACCCGAAGCAAUGCAGCAAAGACCAAACAAAUCUUUGAUUGUGAGAUUUAUCAGAGAAUGGGACAGCUUGACAGCCAUGAAGCAGAGGAUAAUCCGGAAGAGUGGUCUGGUCUUCAGAAGCCCAGUACAGGCUAUGGUAAACCUCUCGAAACAACAGUCAACGCACAGUAGCACCAAGAGGUACCUGACCAAAGAAGACGUUGCAGCUGCCUCAUUAAGCAGAGUUCAGAACAGCGGGGGGAGAGUGAGGCUUGUCAGCAGGGAAUGCACAUCGUCAGUCAAAGCAAAAGUGUCCAUAGGUUCAGCCGCAGGACCCCCCACACCAUUUGAAAAUGGGAAUGUUCAGAGAUCUGCUGGAACCCCAUCUGAACCGGAGGCAGAAGGUUCUGCAUGUAAAGGGUAUUUACAAGCAAUGGAUAGUGCAGGGAACCCACUGUGUGUCUACUGUCAGGAGCCAUGUUCCCAACCUAUAGCACAGUGCCCUACAGCGGCCUGGGAUACCCGCUUCUGCUCCCGGAAAUGCCAAGAUGACUUCUUGAUUCGCUCUAAUCAAAGCUACAUGAGGGCAAAAGUGUUUGAAGCGGAGCUUGGUGUUUGCCAGCAGUGCUGUUUAAAUGCACACGAACUGUACCUGAGUGUGCGGGAUGCCCCCAAAGGUCAGAGGAAGACUCUGCUGGAGAGUACAUGGAUGGCACAGCUUCCACUAGACCAGCUAAAUGAGCUCAUACGGAACCCCACAGAAGGCCUGUUCUGGCAAGUGGACCACAUCCGCCCAGUGUAUGGUGGGGGAGGCCAAUGCUUGUUGGAUAAUCUUCAGACCCUGUGUACUGUGUGUCAUAGAGAGAGAACAGCUCAGCAGGCGAAAGAGAGGAGUCGGACAAAGAAACUCUCUGUGGCCUCCAAGUACGGUUCGGAUAUCACCAAGUUCUUUUCCAAGGUCUAAUGUUUCAUCGCAUUGCCAUACCAGUUACUGUGUAAUGUCUGUGAGUAUUGAUGUUUUAGCACACUCUAAUUUGUGAAAAAAAUAAAGAAUUUAGUUUUGCGAGUAC